This is a messenger RNA of Chenopodium quinoa (quinoa), 1854 nucleotides long. RefSeq names its product protein FAR1-RELATED SEQUENCE 5-like. The record is from RefSeq and is a predicted model, not a curated record. Gene Ontology annotation, biological process: regulation of DNA-templated transcription. The transcript has 2 exons. The coding region runs from base 124 to 1854 and encodes 576 amino acids. Lineage: Eukaryota; Viridiplantae; Streptophyta; Magnoliopsida; Caryophyllales; Amaranthaceae.
AUCUCAUUAUCAAAUCGUCAAUUCCUCAAUUCGUCAAAUUUUAGGGCUACUUUGAUUAUUUACUCCCAAAAUUGAGGGCUCGUGAUUCUUCAAUAAUUUGGGGCUUCCUCAAUAAUCUUAACAAUGCAAGAGGAGUCAGAAGAAGGUAGUUGCUCAAAUACAUCUACAACUACCAAUGUUGCUGAAAACUUACCGUCACUAAAGGGCCCAAGUGUGUGUUACACUCCCAGAGGAACAAAAGAGUUUAUACCGUGUUGUCCCCCUGAACUAAAGCCUACACUUGGUAUGCUUUUUGAUUCCUUACUUAAAGGUGUUGAUUUUUAUAAGCAAUAUGCUAGAUUUGGUGGGUUUGUGGUAAGACUAGGUACUGAAAAGAGAAUUAAAGAUAGUGAUAAAGUCUACUUGAAAUAUUUACAUUGUAAUAAACAAGGGUUUACGAAGGAUGGUGAAACUAAAGCAAAAGUUUCUAACAAAGAUAAAAAUCCUAAAGCUAGAAAAAGAACCAUAAAUCGUGUUGGAUGUAAUGCAAUGAUUGGGUUUAGAGAACGUUCAGAUGGAAAAUGGAUGGUUUAUGUCUUUCAUGAAUCUCAUAGCCACAAUCUUGCUUCUCCCAACACAAUGAAUUUUUUGGCAAAUGUUGGAAACCUUAAACUUGGCCAGAAAAAAUUCAUUUUUGACAACUCUAGAUUGAACAUUGGUCCAAACAAGUCUUAUAAGUUGAUGAAAGAACAUCUUGGUAGCUAUGAUAAUAUAGGUGCAACAUUGAAUGAUUUCAAGAACUUUAAUCGAGACUUGAAAGCUUACAUACAAGAGAAAGAUGCUUCGAUGUUUAUAAACAAUUUGAAAGAAAAAGCUGAAAACAGUGAAGGUGCCUUUUUCUUUGAGCAUUGUAUGGAUGAACAUCAACGCUUGACAAGAGUAUUUUGGGCAGAUGCAAUUAGUAGAAAAAAUUAUUCGUUGUUCUGUGAUAUGAUUACAUUUGAUACAACAUUUGACACCAACAAAUACUCUAUGGUUUUUGCCCCAUUUACGGGUGUUGAUCACCAUGGUAAGUGUGUGACUUUUGGGAUAGGCUUACUUGCAAAGGAGGAUAUUGAAUCCUUUGAAUGGUUAUUUGAAACUUUCUUAAAGGCAAUGAAUAACUGUCAGCCUACCUGUAUCAUGACAGAUCAAGACCCUGCGAUGAAAGUGGCAAUUGAAAAAGUUCUUGAUAAGGCAAAACAUAGGUUUUGUAUGUGGCACAUUAUGAAAAAAGUGCCACAAAAGGUAGGGCCCAAAUUAUGCUUAGAAACUGAUUUUCUUCAUAAACUAAACUCUGUUGUGUGGAAUAGAGACCUUGAACCAGAAGAAUUUGAAAUUGGUUGGCAGUCUGUGAUGUCUGAAUUUGAUUUAGUGAAUGAAGAUUGGUUCAAAAAUAUGUAUAAUAUAAGGAAUAUGUGGAUUCCUUCCUACUUUCGUGACCUAUUUAUGGGUGGGAUUUUAAGGUCAACUCAAAGAUCAGAGAGUGAAAAUAGCUUUUUCACUAAUUUCACCAAUCAACAUUUGUUAUUGGUUGAGUUGUGGUUUCGCUAUGAAUCUGCAAUCGAUGCUCAAAGGCACACACAAGACAAGUUGAAUGCUACUUCAAAAACUACACAUCCCCAACUUGUCACCCCCCUGUACUUGGAAAAGCAUGCUGCAUUUGCUUACACUCAUAAUGUAUUUUACAUAUUCCAAAAGGAAUUCAAGCAUGCUUUGUACAAUUGUGGUAUAAGUAAUGUUACCAUCAAAGAAGAAGAAGGGAUUGAGCAAUAUAGAAUUGUUGACAACACAAGGAAAAAAAAGCUAUCAUGUCACAUAUGUUUUGUGUUCUAA